This is a messenger RNA of Meyerozyma guilliermondii ATCC 6260, 585 nucleotides long. RefSeq names its product proteasome core particle subunit beta 4 (gene PRE1). The record is from RefSeq and is a predicted model, not a curated record. NCBI's taxonomy places the organism in Eukaryota, Fungi, Ascomycota, Pichiomycetes, Serinales, Debaryomycetaceae. Gene Ontology annotation, cellular component: proteasome core complex, beta-subunit complex; proteasome core complex; cytosol. Bases 1 to 585 code for a protein of 194 amino acids. The transcript has a single exon. Gene Ontology annotation, biological process: proteasomal protein catabolic process. Gene Ontology annotation, molecular function: peptidase activity.
AUGGAUAUCGUAUUGGGUAUUAGAGUCGAGGACUGUACUUUGGUCGCUACAUCGAAAGCGGCAACCAGAGGUAUUUCUGUUUUGAAAGACACCGAUGAUAAAACUCGUCAACUUAACAGUCAUAAUUUAAUGGCGUAUUCUGGAGAAGCAGGAGACACGGUUCAAUUUGCCGAAUACAUUCAGGCCAAUACUCAGUUGUACACCAUGCGGGAAAAUGACACAGAAUUAUCACCCAAGGCCACUGCCUCAUUUGUGAGAAAUCAACUUGCAACUUCCAUAAGAUCCAGAAAGCCUUAUCAGGUGAAUGUGUUACUAGCAGGCUACGAUACCAAUACUGGAAAACCCAGCUUGAACUGGAUUGACUACUUGGGAACCCAGGUGGAAUUGCCAUACGCAGCUCAUGGUUAUGCUGGUUUUUACUGUACAUCUUUGUUGGAUAAACAUUAUAAAAAGGGAAUGAACUUUGAAGACGGUCUUGACUUGUUGAAGAAGUGUAUCAAAGAAUUGGAGACAAGAAUGCCUAUCGACUUUAAGGGCUGCUACAUCAAAGUGGUCGAUAAGGAAGGUAUCAAGCUUGUGGAGUAA